Messenger RNA from Macroventuria anomochaeta, 2531 nucleotides. RefSeq lists its product as uncharacterized. Bases 193 to 2352 code for a protein of 719 amino acids. Gene Ontology annotation, biological process: translational termination; translation; nuclear-transcribed mRNA catabolic process, deadenylation-dependent decay. The transcript is spliced from 2 exons. NCBI's taxonomy places the organism in Eukaryota, Fungi, Ascomycota, Dothideomycetes, Pleosporales, Didymellaceae. Gene Ontology annotation, molecular function: GTP binding; translation release factor activity; GTPase activity. Gene Ontology annotation, cellular component: translation release factor complex. The record is from RefSeq and is a predicted model, not a curated record.
ACCAUCGAAUGGGCAGCAGCGGCCCGCACAAUUCUACUUUUCCGCUACCGACGACGCCCCAGCGGUCUUGCACAUAAAGGACCCAAGUCAUUCAUUAGGGCCUGCAACUACUGUGCGACCGCAUCCCGGACUUCUCGAAUUCACCGUCACCCCGAAUUCGCCUAACGACCGCACAGCGACCCCGCACACAUCAUGGCUGAGAACUGGGAAGAAGAGGAGGAGAGGCUCGCGCAGCAGACGGGCGGCAUGAACCUCAAUAACCAGCCUCAGGCUUUCGUGCCCGGCGCGGCAUCCUUCACACCCGGCGCGUCGUCGUUCGUCCCCGGACAGGCCUACAACCAGUACCAGCAGCAGGGUUACGGGCAAUACCAGCAGUACGGAGGAUACAACCAGCAGUACGGUGGCCAGUACGGUGGCUACCAGCAGCAGCAGCAGCAGCAGCAGGGCGGUUAUCCCAACUACGGCCAAGGGCAGCAGGGUGGCUACCCUAACUACGGACAGCAGGGCGGAUAUGGACAGCAGUACGGAGGAUACCAGCAGCAAAACUACCAGCAGCCACAGCAGCAGCAGCAGCAGGCGCCUGUAAAGAUUGCAAAGCGUGGCGAGGUUGACCAGGCUGCUGAGCCCAAGAAGGACGCUGCGCCCAAGGCCAAGGUUUUGUCUAUCGGUGGCGAUGCGCCAAAGUCCAAGGUCCUCUCCAUCGGCGCAGAUGCCGUCGCACCAAAGACCGAGAAGGUUGGCGGUACCAAGGUCCUUUCUCUUGGAGCUGCAGCGCCAGCUGAGAAGUCGGUAAAGGAGACACAAGACAAGACCAUGCCCGAGGCUGGAGCCAAGGUUGCUGCCAAGCAGGCCAUCGAAAAGACCGGCGAGCCCACCACGGCUACACCUGCAAGCUCCGGCCACACAUCACCAACACCAGCAUCUGGACGCAACAGCCCUACACCCACAGCAAAGGACAAGAUCAUCCAGAAGGCCGCCGAUGUCGAGAAGGAGGUCGAGGAGGUUGUUGACGAGGCCACACUCGCUGAGAUCUACGGAAAAGAGCACGUUAACAUCAUUUUCUUGGGUCACGUCGAUGCUGGAAAGUCCACACUUGGUGGCAGUAUCCUCAUCUCCACAGGCAUGGUCGACGAGCGAACACUCGACAAGUACAAGCGCGAAGCCAAGGACGCCGGCCGUGAAACCUGGUACAUCUCGUGGGCGCUCGACUUGAACAAGGAGGAACGUCAGCAGGGUAAGACCAUCGAGGUCGGCCGUGGGUUCUUCGAAACAGAGAAGCGCCGAUACUCCAUCCUGGACGCACCCGGCCAUAAGACUUACGUCCCCAACAUGAUCGGUGGAGCAUCUCAAGCAGAUGUCGGUCUCCUCGUUAUCUCGGCGCGUAAGGGAGAGUACGAGACAGGUUUCGAGAAGGGUGGUCAGACACGAGAGCACGCCAUGUUGGCCAAGACACAGGGUGUCAACAAGCUGAUCGUCGUCGUCAACAAGAUGGAUGACCCCACGGUGGAGUGGUCUGAGGACCGCUUCAAGGAGUGCACCAGCAAGGUCGUUCUUUUCCUCAAGGGUCUUGGCUACAACCCCAAGACCGACAUUUACAUGAUGCCCGUCAGUGCGCAGACAUUCACUGGCAUCAAGGACCGUGUGCCCAAGGAGAAGGCCCCCUGGUACGACGGCCCAUCUCUCCUCGAGUACCUGGACAACAUGCAGGCUUUGGAGCGCAAGAUCAACGCUCCUUUCAUGAUGCCCAUCGCUGCCAAGUACAAGGACAUGGGUACCAUGAUCGAAGGCAAGAUCGAGUCCGGAAUCAUCAAGAAGGAGCAAAAGUACCUUAUGAUGCCCAACAAGGAUCUGAUCCACAUCUCUGCUCUAUACGGAGAGCAGGAAGACGAAAUUCCCGGUGCCACAUGCGGUGACCAAGUCCGCAUCCGUAUCCGUGGUGUUGAGGAGGAAGACAUCCUGCCCGGUUACGUUCUCUGCUCGCCGAAGCGACCCGUCAACUGUGUCUCUACAUUCGAGGCCCAGAUCGUCCUGCUCGACAUCAAGUCCAUUUUCACAGCUGGUUUCAACUGCGUGCUGCACGUCCACGCUGCACAAGAGGAAGUCACCAUCUCGGCGCUGCUGCACAAGCUCGAAAAGGGCACCGGUCGCAAGAGCAAGAAGGCACCCGGUUUCGCCACAAAGGGUAUGAGCAUCAUCGCUCGAGUGGAGGUUACAGGCACAGCUGGAUCUAUUUGCGUUGAGCGCUUUGAGGACUACCCCCAGCUUGGUCGUUUUACACUGAGAGACCAAGGUCAGACGAUUGCCAUUGGCAAGAUCACCAAGCUCAUUACCGCCGAGAACGCUACUGCUUAAGCUUCUGUAGCGCACGCGACUGUAUCUUGACGAGUUACGAGUGGUUGGGAGGCAAUCUAGAGGAUGCAUGUGCUAAGGAAGGAAUAUGCCAUAGACCAAAAGUGAAACCGCAUACACUGAAUACUCCACACACCGUUCUUCCGUAUUCGAUCUUUGUAUGAUGAUGAUAUUGUGUUAGG